Messenger RNA from Rhincodon typus (whale shark), 4603 nucleotides. Its product is annotated as protein prune homolog 2-like. The transcript is spliced from 10 exons. Gene Ontology annotation, biological process: apoptotic process. The coding region runs from base 1 to 762 and encodes 253 amino acids. The record is from RefSeq and is a predicted model, not a curated record. Lineage: Eukaryota; Metazoa; Chordata; Chondrichthyes; Orectolobiformes; Rhincodontidae. Gene Ontology annotation, cellular component: cytoplasm.
AUGAAUGAUGAAACACCCAGUGCCACUCAUACUGGAAAAGAGGUGGUAGAACCUAUACCAGAAUAUACUGCCGAAGAAGAACGCACAGAUAAUCGGUUGUGGAGAACUGUUGUUAUUGGGGAUCAAGAACAUAGGAUUGACAUGAAGGCUAUUGAACCUUACAGAAGAGUUGUCUCUCAUGGGGGUUACUAUAGUGAAGGACUCAAUGCCAUCAUUGUGUUUGCAGCAUGUUUCCUGCCAGAGAGCAGUCGACCUGAUUAUAAUUAUAUUAUGGAAAAUCUCUUUUUGUAUGUGAUCAGUACCUUAGAACUCUUGGUAGCUGAGGACUACAUGAUUAUUUAUCUCAAUGGAGCGACUCCACGACGAAAGAUGCCAGGUUUUAGCUGGAUGAAAAGGUGCUAUCAAAUGAUUGACAGGAGGUUGAGGAAGAAUCUGAAAUCAUUUAUAAUUGUGCAUCCAUCAUGGUUUAUCAGGACGAUUCUUGCAGUCACUCGACCAUUCAUUAGUUCGAAGUUCAGCAGUAAGGUGAGAUAUGUCAGUAGCCUGGCUGAGCUGGAGGAACUCAUCCCCAUGCAGCAUGUUCAGAUUCCGGAGACUAUCAGAAAGUAUGAAGAAGAAAAGUGUAUAAAAAGAAGGAUGAGGUUGGAUGAAGAACUAAAAGAAGCAUCAGAAGCAGCAAAAGUUAGCAGACUGUCAAGUGAAUCCAAAACACCUUCAGGGGAACAGCAAGUUGAAACAGCACUCGAUAAACCUGUGGAAUAACAGUGAGCAUGGACUUCCAACUACCACUUACAGUUUUAGAUUCUGACUAGCAACUGAACCAGUUAUCUUCCUACAUUAAUUAUUGACUUAACUGUUUACACGUUGGUUGUUCAUGUUUAUUUUAUGAAGUGUUAUUCUGUGAGUCAUGCAUUGGGACAGUUGUGCCUGUGAAUAGAAUGUCAAAUGAUGUUGUAAUAAAUGGCAAUAAUAUACAUCUAGUUCAAGACUUUAAUUUCAAAAUAAUUAUCAAUCAGAAACACUGCAGCAGCAUUGCCAUAUUUAAAGGAAAUCUCCAAGUGUCAAAUUGCUCCUUUUCUUCCUGCCUUGUUCCAGUGAGCAGUAAAAUAAUCACGACUUUUUGAAAUGAGACUUUUGCAUCCAGCCAUGACUGGAGAAACCGUAUAAUUGUCAGGUUUAUUUGGAAAAUCUUUUCCUGCUUUACAAGCGAAUGAAAGAAAAAUAGGUCUUUAAUUCAAAUUUCAAAAUGCUUAUAUUGAAUUCUUGAAAGGCAACUUUAGUUUGACCUAUUCUGACAGAGCUUAAACCAUGUAAUGACCACUUUCAAUGUUUUCACUUUCACAUUUCACGAGUGCAUAUGAUUUAUUUUCAAUUGAUUCUGUUCUGGAAAGAAGGAAACUUACUGUCAAGAAGCAUUUAUAAACUUCUUAAGAUUUAUUUCAACGCUUCUGUCUGUUUCAUUUAAGAGGUUGGAAUUUCCUGUAUUAUCCAUACCAUGUCCUGAUCACUUGAAGGAGGUUCAGAUCUGGCCAAAGGUUCUCCAUAUUUGUGCAGUGAGAAAUGAUGAACUGGUACUUUAAUCAGAGAUAGCAUUAUAAAGAAAACUCCUUUGCUUAAUUCCCUCACAAAGCCAGUAGUUCCAAGCAAAUUAAAUUCUCUCUGAACUAGCCAUUUUUUCAAACACAGUCAUGCACUCUUAACACCAGUAAUCCCUUCCUAAUGUUGUGUAGUUACCAAAACAUGUCUAUUACUGUACUGGGACUGAAUGUCCACUUUUAAACAAUUGUAAUGAGAAACAACUUUGUUCGUGCCUGACCUGUUUUCAUCCUUUGUUUUUUUCUAUUUCACCCUUUGCUUUUCUAUUCAAAAGCAUUCCUAAAAGUUUAAAAAAAAAAUUAUUUCAUGUUUCCCUCCAAGACACACAACAAUCAUCAUCACUAGUUCAAAAUCCUGGGCACCCUAUUUAACAGCACUGUGCUGUGGGAAUCUUUCUCACAAACUGCAGCAGUUCAAGAAGAAAGUCUGCUAUAUUGUCAAGGGCAUGUAGGAAGGCACAAUAAAUGCACCAGUCCUGCUAGUGAUACUGACAUACCAAGAAUGACACAGAGAGCAAUGACAAUGAAAAUAGAAGUUGCUGGAAAAGCUCGGCAGGUCUGGCAGCAUCUGUGAAGAAAAAAUCAGAGUUAAUGUUUCGGGUCCGAUGACCCUUUCUCAGUUCUGAGGAAAGGUCACCAGACCCGAAACAUUAACUCUGAUUUUUUUCUUCACAGGUGCUGCCAGAUCUGUUGAGCUUUUCUAGCAAUUUCUGUUUUUGUUCCUGAUUUACAGCAUCUGCAGUUCUUUCGGUUUUUAAAAAAGCAAUGAAGUUGUCCAAUUUGUUCAGCUUUACCAUCUUGCUCUUCAUUGUGAAUUUGGAUCUUUGGUAUGCACUAACUUCAGAGCAAGGUGUUCAUUAACAUUAUUCUUGUGUAGAUUUAGUUUGUCAGAAUAUAUUUUCACUGUGAAAGUUCCAAUUCAGAAACCUCAAUUAAUGUCGUAUUUGUUGUUAGAAUCCUCAGUACAAUUAUAUUUUCCUUUCUACUGAGUUUGAUAAGUUACUGGCAACGGGAUUUAUUCCAAAUUGUUUCUUAAAAUGAUGAUUCAUUUUGAUUACCUAGUUUGUUCUAUUUUUGCUUUUUUUUAAAAAAAAAAAUGGGUAGUUUAAGAAUUUUACAAAAUAUGCACAUAUUUUUGUUGUAUAACUCACUUAAUUCCAAGUCGGUUUAUUUUGAUUUUUUACACUUUCUAUUAAUGCGUUAACUCUGCAAUAUAGAAUGGAGAUUUCCUUUAACAAGAAAGCCAUCCACACUGAUGGUUGCCAAGAAAUCAGUGACUUCUAAAGUUAUAUUUUUGAGAAUGUCUUAUUUCCUAAACCCUUACUUUAAUAAUGAGAAAAGUUUCAAUGCAAUAACCUGUAACUUUAAAUGGUAAUUUUCGUGAGCUUCUGUUGUGUAAUUUUUAAAGAAUUAUGUGAUGUAUUAACUAUUUCUAACUUUAAUGAGUCCUUUGGCCUUGAGUGUUCUUUAGCUUUCUAAAAGAUUAUGAUAGAUUUCCAGGGUGAGUGAGCCAUAGUCAAUGUAAACUAAUAAUAUGUCAAUUAUGAAAAUUGUUGCAUCCAAGUUUAACAUACAAUUAUUGUCUUAAUGAAUAUGUAUAUAUAAUUUCUAAAACUUCUGUAAUUCUGUUCUGCACUAUUCAAGAUUUCUACAAACCUACUUUAAUUAAAGAACAGCAAGAAGGAUGCAUUUUGCCCUGACAAGGCUUUAAGUCCCACCUAGAAUUGAGAUCAUUGUUUUCAUGGGGGAAAUCCCUGGUUAAUUCCAUGACCAAAUCACUUGACCAUUGAGUGCAUUGCCCCUUCUAUCGUUGGUCGUGGUUCCUCUUCCUGACUCACCCCUUCUAGUAGCUUAUCAGCACAAACCCUCAACAGUCAUUACUCAAUGAUUUAUUUGUGUCAUUUAGUAGAUUAUGGGGGAGUUUCCAAAUUUUUCCCCCAGCCACGAAUCUGCUUCCUUGGUGACAGAACUCCAUUCCGAUAAAUAAAUAUUGGUGAUUCACAAAAUUUGUUACUGAUAUGUGUUAAAAUAUUGAACAAAUUCUGAAAAUUGUAGAAGAGUUGUCUUCACUAGUAAAUUCUAGAUAUUUUGCACUCCCUAAAUUCAUGGUCAGUAGAUUAUGGUAAGCAGAAACACCUUAAUUUUUUUAUUGUAUCAUGUCAAUGACAUUCUCUCAUGUAAACAGUGUUAGAAAAUGUAAAGUAAUUAACACAUGCAAGUCAGAAAUUGCCCAUUACAUUUUCAGUUGUUUUUUUCUAUUAUAGUUUAUGUAAAUUAUUUACUCUGUCAUACAGCAUAGCUAAGUGAGCCAUCGAAUGGAUGAACUCACUUUUUAAUAGGAUUUAAAGAUAAACUACCUAAAGUGACUGCAAGAAAGAUUUUUUUCUUUAUUCAUUAACAGGAUGAUGGCAUCACUGGCUUGGCAGUAUUUAUUGCCCGUCCCUAAUUGCCCAGAGGGCAGUUAAGAGUCAACCACAUUAUUGUGGGUCUGGAGUUACAUGUAAGCCAGACCAAGUAAGGAUGGCAGUUUCCUUCCCUAAAGGACAUAAGAUGAAGGUGUUUGUAAAAGGGCAUGUUUUUCUCAGUGUCAAGCAACGUAACAAUCUCCUCCUUUCUGUGCCAUAUUGGCUGCACGGAAUUUCAAAUGGUUAAAUUUCAGAUCACAGUCAAAUUGAGCAAUGCUAUUUCAAUGUGGAUUUGGACGCGGAUACUUUUGAAUCUAAGUAAAACACUGUGUAUAUAUGGGAAUUUAAGAUGUCGAACAGUUAACAAACAUGUGCAUGCUAGGGCAGAGGCUACAGCAUCACUAAAGGAGAAAUCAGUACCUUGUAGUAGCUGUAUCUGCUGCUCUGUUUGCCUAUAUGUAAAACAAUGCCCUCUGCUAUUGUAUCCCUUAGGCGUUAUUACUUUGACAAAUUGUUGGCCAUUCUUUAUGUAAGAAUAUGAUGUGAAACUUUACAUAUUCUUAAAAUGGUAAUUUGCACUAUUAAAUGCUGUGAUAUCCUUUA